GUGAAGAAGAGAGGGCUGUGUCUGCGGAAGACUUGCAGAAGUCGGGCCUACAGGAUCCAAAGGAGGUCGUAAUGCUGCGAAAGCGCGCUGGGAUACCUGAGGUGGAUGCUGAUGCUAGACCCAGCUCGUAUGCGCUCAGGAUGAGCGAGCAGGUGGCAGCAGCGUGCCGCAGGAUGCAGGAGCUCGAGGAUCAACUUACCGAGAAGCACACAGAUGGUGCUGUUGAUGGCUUCACGGAGACGUUGGAGUCGGAGAUGACCAUGCUCAUCACCGACAUCAAGAAAGAGACUGAAAUGUCACAGCUGCGCAACUCCAAUACCGAUCCGAAAAUUGGUGAGAAUGACGCAGAGCAACCCAAGGAAGCGAGCCACUUGAUGCAUCGGCUGGCGGAAAUGGUCAGUGCUGCUUGUGCAGAUGUUGUUCGAGCGAGUGCUGCUGCCAGAGCAGAUGGUCACUCAUGUGAGGCAAUCCUGAAGGCAUCGAAUGCUCCGGAGAAAGAUUCUGAGAAGUCCCUGCACCGCCUAUUUGGGGUUUUCGGGCUAUCGCUGCCUGUGACGAUCAGCUGGGAGGUGUUACAACUGAAUGGUAAGAUCUUGAAGAUACCAUAUCUGAAACCAUCUGAUUAUUUGAAGAAACUUCUAGAAUGCUAUCCCGGGUGCAUUUGGUCCGAUACGAACAACCCAGAGCAGCGCUGCCUGUCCUUUUGGAAAGCAUACUAUCAGACACAUCCCUCGCAUGCAGUCUUCAAGAAGUUUAGUAUGGAUCAACUUUCGCACGUAAUACCACUACUUGUUCACGGCGAUGAGGGCACUGGAUCCAAGAAAUCCCCUGUAUCUAUCGUCAACUGGCAAUCAGUUUGGGGCCAUGAAACCGACAAGACAAAACACUUGAAGUCACAAAGCUGCUUUUCGGAUUGCUCUGCCUGCAACAAGUAUUCCUCCAAGAUCGAGAAGUGCUGCAAGGUCCCAGAUUCCUGGCCGAAAGCUCGAGAUCAAAGCUUCAAGCUGACUGACGAGGAUUUUCGUGAACUCCUUUCUCAAUAUCCUACAACCUCGAGCCAUUCGUUUUUGACAAGGCACCUGGUUUUUGUGUUGCCAACAUAUCUGGUAAAGAAGGGACCCGAAGUCUUGAAUGCGGCUCUGGCUGCAUGUGCUCGUGAUUUGAAGCAGUUGUUCGACACUGGAAUAGAUGUUCGUGGUAUUCGCUUCCAUGGAGCUUUGCUGGCUCUGAAAGGAGAUCAGAAGUGGCAUGCUGCUACUGGACGUUUCAUUCGGAGUUACAACCACCUGGCGGAUGUCAAAAACAAGCCGAUUUGCCAUGAAUGUCUCGGAGGGGGCCCUUUAUUCCCUUUUGAGGAUACCUCUUCUGGUGCACGUUGGGUCGAAACCCUCUUCGAAUCUGAACCGUGGUUCCAGGCAGGACCUUUGGAGCUCAUCCCGUUUGACGAAGGCAUGCCAGCACGAAAGUACAAGAGGGACUUGCUACACACUUUUAAAAUUGGACUUGGCCGUGACAUUGCUGGUUCCACUAUCUGCUUGCUCGCGCGCUUUUUUGGAUGGUUUGAUCAUGAAGGAGACUCGCUUGCUCUUGAGAACCGCCUCAAAAGGGCUCACUCUCGUUUGGUUUUGUGGGCCAGUGCCGAAGGACGCCAGCUACACCUACGGGGGUUUACGAAGGAGUUCAUGCAUCUUCCCCGUGUCGACAAUUUUCCCUGGACAAACAGCAAAGGCUCAGACACGAUGGUAUUGCUACAGUGGCUUUACUUCGAGUUGAGCCUGGCGGCUGCUGCUCUCGAGGGCCACCGAAGACUUGACCUUUUGCGAGUGGCGAAGCAGGUAUGCAAAGCUGGUGGUGAUGUGUUCCGCCUACUCUAUUCUCACGGCUUGCUUGUUCCACGAUCAUGCAUGGUGGUGUUACGGGACGAGCUCUUGAGA
This is a messenger RNA of Symbiodinium necroappetens, 1934 nucleotides long. The record is from the annotation of a GenBank genome assembly. Lineage: Eukaryota; Dinophyceae; Suessiales; Symbiodiniaceae.